AGUGGGGAGGAAUAGCCACAGUUAGAAACAUAUUGAAGGGAUAGCUACGCUUGUGAAAGUCAAGUCGCAGUUCUCGUUUCUUUUCUACUUAGGAUUUGCCCCAAUUGGCCCAAUAACGCCACAAUUCAGUCUUUUCUGCGCAUGUCAAGGCUUUUGUCCCUCGGCGGACACCGUUGCCAGCCAAAGCUAUGUCUGCGCGCUCGCCACUUUGGUAGGGAGCCGAAUUCUACCUUUUUCACCCGUGCCAUGGCGAGCCGAGGGGCUCGUCAGCGCCUGAAGGGGAGCGGGGGCAGCGGCGGGGACACGGUUUCGGCCGCCGACAAGCUGCGGGAGCUGCUGUGCGGCCGGGAGGCGAGCGGCGCGGAGCCACGGACCGAGUCGUCUGGGAACAAAGCAGGACAAGUCUGGGCACCUGAGGGAUCUACUGCUUUCAAGUGUCUGCUCUCAGCAAGGUUAUGUGCUGCUCUUUUAAGCAACAUCUCUGACUGCGAUGAAACCUUCAACUACUGGGAACCAACACACUACCUCAUCUAUGGGAAGGGGUUUCAGACUUGGGAGUAUUCCCCUGUUUAUGCAAUUCGCUCCUAUGCCUACCUGUUGCUUCAUGCCUGGCCAGCUGCAUUUCAUGCAAGAAUCCUACAAACUAAUAAGAUUCUUGUCUUUUACUUUUUACGAUGUCUCCUGGCUUUUGUGAGCUGUAUCUGUGAACUUUACUUUUACAAGGCUGUGUGCAAGAAGUUUGGGCUGCAUGUGAGUCGGAUGAUGCUGGCCUUCUUGGUUCUUAGCACUGGCAUGUUUUGCUCAUCAUCAGCGCUCCUUCCUAGCAGCUUCUGUAUGUACACCACGCUGGUAGCCAUGACUGGCUGGUAUUUGGACAAGACUUCCAUUGCUGUGCUUGGAGUGGCAGCUGGGGCUAUCUUGGGCUGGCCAUUCAGUGCUGCCCUUGGUUUACCCAUUGCCUUUGAUUUGCUGGUCAUGAAACACAGGUGGAAGAGUUUCUUUCAUUGGUCUCUGGUGGCCCUAAUACUCUUUCUGGUGCCUGUGGUGGUCAUUGACAGCUACUACUACGGGAAGCUGGUGGUGGCACCACUGAACAUUGUUUUGUACAAUGUCUUUACUCUUCAUGGACCUGAUCUUUAUGGUACAGAACCCUGGUAUUUCUAUUUAAUUAACGGAUUUCUUAAUUUUAACGUAGCCUUUGCUUUGGCUCUUCUGGUCCUACCACUGACUUCUUUGAUGGAGUACCUACUGCAGAGGUUUCAUGUUCAGAAUUUAGGCCACCCGUAUUGGCUUACCUUGGCUCCAAUGUAUAUUUGGUUUAUAAUUUUCUUCAUCCAGCCUCACAAAGAGGAGAGAUUUCUUUUCCCUGUGUAUCCACUUAUAUGUCUCUGUGGUGCUGUGGCCCUUUCUGCACUUCAGAAAUGUUACCACUUCGUGUUUCAGCGAUACCGUCUGGAGCAUUACACUGUGACGUCGAACUGGCUGGCGUCAGGAACGCUCUUCCUGUUCGGCCUCCUGUCCUUUUCCCGCUCUGUGGCACUGUUCAAAGGGUAUCACGGGCCCCUUGAUUUGUAUCCAGAAUUUUACCGAAUUGCCACGGACCCAACCAUCCACACUGUCCCAGAAGGCAGGCCUGUGAAUGUCUGUGUAGGGAAGGAGUGGUAUCGAUUUCCCAGUAGCUUCCUUCUGCCUGAUAAUUGGCAGCUUCAGUUCAUUCCAUCAGAGUUCAGGGGCCAGUUACCAAAACCUUUUGCGGAGGGACCACUGGCCACCCGGAUUGUUCCUACUGACAUGAAUGACCAGAACCUGGAGGAGCCAUCCAGAUACAUUGACAUCAGUAAAUGCCAUUAUUUAGUGGAUUUGGACACGAUGAGAGAAACACCCCGGGAGCCAAAAUACUCAUCGAAUAGAGAAGAAUGGAUCAGCUUGGCCUACAGACCAUUCCUUGAUGCUUCUAGAUCUUCAAAGUUGCUGCGGGCAUUCUAUGUCCCCUUCCUGUCAGAUCAGUAUACAGCGUAUGCAAACUACACCAUCCUCAAACCCCGGAAAGCAAAGCAAAUCAGGAAGAAAAGUGGAGGUUAGCAACACGCCUGUGACCCCAAAGGACGGCCGUCCUGUUAACUAGUGAUUGCACUGACAGGACGCCCUCCACAUCAUCAUUUGUAACGUUUGUAAUAAAGGCUGUCUGACACAGGAUUCUAGAAUCUGGGUGCUUUGGGCUGGUCAAAGUAAUUCCCAUUCACGUCUUGCUGUGUCUCUGUUCUGCAUGUGAACUUUUUGCAGCUAGGCAGAAAAAGGCCUUAACGUCUGGUAGGUAUGUUGCUCUACAUCUUACUGUUUUUCUUCUGUUCGAUAUUUACUAGACCGGAGAAGAGCAGAGCCACCUUACAGGAAGAAUUGAAAAUCCCUGAACUGGAUGGUUCCAUUAAACUCUCUCUCCAUACUCUGGCCUGGCAUCUGAGAACUAGCAAGCCUCUUUUGGGCCACACAGGGUCUCCACCAAAGCUGUUUGGCAGCUCUUAGCAGACCUUACUCAAGUCCUAGUGCUGAAAAUGAGCACAGCCUAAUUGCCAACCUACAUGUCCUUUUCCCCUCGUGCAGGACUAAGCUUCUCUAAAGCACUUCACAGGACGAGGACCCUGUCCUGGAGAUAUCUCAGGAAAAAGGCAACCAUUUGAGGAACUGUAAUCUAAUUUCAUUAUGUAGGAUGCCUCUUAUUCUCAGUUUAUUUCCUAUACAACAAACUGUGUUAAGUUUUCGCAUGCUGUUUCUUGAAUUCCAGACUUUUCUGUAUAAAAGCAUCAGCAGAGUAGACCAUAACUGUAUAGGACAUAUUUGGGGAAAAUUAAUUCGAUCACUUGGUAGAUAGGUUUGGAUGACCUCACAUUUUUAAGUAAUGUAUUUUGAGGCUAUUGAUGAAUUCCCGCCCCCCCCCCUUUUUUAAAGAACCCUAGUGGAAAAGGCCACUGUAUAUUUACAGCACGUAUUUUUGAGUCUAUCUAUUGCAAAGCACAUUCUGCAUGGGGCACUUCUAGUCAAAUAGGCAAUGAUAAGGACUUAAUUAAAGUGUAAUGAGUAUAUACUGUUACUUUACAUACAGUAUUUCACUGUUUACAAAGUACUUUCACAUGAUCUCGUUUGGUCCUCACGGUCACAGUGUGAGGCAGACAAGAAAGUGGUUUGGUCCCCAUUUUAUAGAUGAUGAAACAGGCUUUGGGGGGUGGUGGGGAAGGGCAAGUGGCUUGCCCAAGGCCACAAUAAGUAACAGAGCUGGGACUAGAACGUGGGUUCCUGAACUUCUUACCUAAAGCUCUUCCAUACUUCCUCUCUUGAGUCCGAAGACAUUGGAAGACAGAGCGAUGGUGUUGGCUAGAGACCUGACUGAUAAUGUAACUUUCUAUUUUAAGGAAGAAUUUUAUCUGUGUUUCUUUGAGUUCUUCAGAGCCUCCAUUUUGCCUGUGGGUUAGACCAUCACAGCAGUGACCCGUGAUGCGGCCCAGCCUGUGUCUGGAAAGUUGUGCUCAUGUUUGGAAGUCCUGUUCUUUUGCAGCCACACAGAAUCUCCUAUCCGUUUCGUUUCUACAUAAUCAAUCUGGGGUCAUAUUAUAGGUGCCUUAUUUCUGUAAAGGUAAUUAUGUCUAGUAAUCUGCAGAGAGGAUGAAGAGAUUUUUCAGAGCUUUCAUCUUUCAUUCUGCAAAGAGAAGGGCUUUUCAACAGGAACUGAUCCCAAGAGAAGAGAAAGGAAGUCACAGGGAAAGAAAUGGCUAGUCAACAUACAAAAAGUCUCCUCCUCGUCAGGAUCCCUCUCAUGGAAUUUCCAGACUGAGGUUGAAGCGCUGGAGAGGAAAUAGGUCUAGAUAGUACAGAACAGUAACUGGAGAGUGAAGAUAAAUUGGGGUUCCACUUGCUGCUUUAAAGAUUUCUGGUAUUUAAUUCUCCAUACUUGGUUACUGCUUUCCAAGGCAAAUAUUGGCACAUGUGGUCUGACUACAGGGUAGAGAAUUUGCAGUGAAAUGUCUUGCCACACCUGCAGUAACCAUGUGCUGUCUUUCACAGUGGCUAAAGCCUUCUACUUUUUGCAGGAAAGUAAGAGUCCCAUAAUGGAGGUCCAUGGUGAGUAGCUUUUUUCCUAAUCAAAGUGAUACAAUGAUGGUCUCUUUUCUCACCUUGCAUGUUUAAAAAAAAAAAAAUCUUUCUGAGUGAGGACUUACUGUAAUAGAGCACAAAAAAAGGGUCAUGAUUGAUCAAGGGAUUCCUUGGGGAUAUCUGCUCCUAUCCCUUUUAAAACCUGGUUUUGGUUUCGUCUGUUCUAGGUACAUCUUUAGUGAGAGCACAAUACAUUGUGGAACACUGUGCCAAAUGCUGUGGGUAAGGGAUGUAAAAACGAAUGUUGUUCAUUUUGAAAAUGAGUAUUUUUCAUGUGAUGUUAUAUAAACACAUUUUUGAAAAGUCUCCAUCUCAGCAAUACAGGGAAGCCAGCUUUGCCUGGGAAAAAGAGUUUCAAAACACCUGGUCAGACAAGUAUUUCUCCUCCAGAGGAUCUGUGUUUAGCAUGAGCUAACUGCUCUGCUCACUUUAAGGAUAAAGUAUCUGAGGUACUUGUCUUUUCACAGAUUGUGGUGUAUUGAGAAAUACGGAGGACUUUGUUUAUUAUUCGUAAUAAACUUUGAUUAUGGAGCUAAAUGAGGGAGUAGGUGUACUUGACCGUUUCAGGGCUUUCUGAUCUCUAAAUUUUAUUUAUUUAUUUUUUAGUAAUCUGUAUGUGGGUCUCGAACUCCCAGCCCCAGCACCAAGAGUCACAUGGUCUUCCCACUGAGCCAGCCAGGCGCUUCCCCCAACCUCUUGAUCUUAAGCAGCUUUAUCUGAACCCCAGAUCUUACGACACUGAGUCCCAUUACUGAACCAGACAGUGUGCUAGGCAUCUAUUCUCAAAGUGUACCUGGCACCUGAGGGCUGUCAUCUGAUAAAACAGAAGACUAGUCAUUUUAAUCUCUUGGGAUAAUCACAGAAAAUGGGAGCCCAUACUCUUUAUUAUUGAAUUGAAGUUUAGAAACAUUGUUUUAAAUCAGGGUGGUUCUUGAUUUCAACCAUUUACUUGGGACAUUUUUGCUGGUUUGGAGUUCUGGGAAAGAACCUUAAAAACUCAUGUGGUUUUGUAGCAUUAUUACAUCUGGAGUGACUGUUUGGUCAAAACACUAGUGGCAAUCGUUUAUUGUGUUUUUGCAUUUCGUGGGAUUUGAAAUAAGAAUUCACUGUGAUUAUGCUGUCUUCUAGCCAGUGUCAGGCACCUCUGCUUUAAUUUGGUUAUUUUUUUCCGAAGAGGGAAAAGAGACACAAUUUAAACUUUGCCUCCACAGCCUAUUAAAGCUCAUGUGUUAAUUCAUUCUUAUGUUACUACAUUAAAUGCCUUGAGUAAAUGGAUAGAUGGACGUAUGCUCAGCUUUAUUCUUUUGCAGCAGAAAGAUGAGAUUUCAGAUGCCCUCUGGUGUUUUGGUAAAUCUAAAUGAAUGUUGCUUUUAAUUUUUCCAGUACAUACAUUACCAUGUAAUUCAUGCUGCACAUGAAAUCAGGAAGCAGUACAGUGUUGAUGCAAGAGUCUUGUCCAGUUCAUUUGUCUUCCUGAUCCCUGUACUUUAUUCCACGUGUCACUAUUUAUAUCACGUACGUGUGUUUUCUGUAAAAGAAAAAGUUAAAUAAAUCUUGGCAAUUUGA
Acinonyx jubatus (cheetah) is the source of this 5712-nucleotide messenger RNA. It is a transcript of the gene ALG9, whose product is annotated as ALG9 alpha-1,2-mannosyltransferase. Gene Ontology annotation, biological process: protein N-linked glycosylation. Gene Ontology annotation, cellular component: endoplasmic reticulum membrane. The transcript is spliced from 15 exons. Lineage: Eukaryota; Metazoa; Chordata; Mammalia; Carnivora; Felidae. The record is from RefSeq and is a predicted model, not a curated record. Bases 142 to 2082 code for a protein of 646 amino acids. Gene Ontology annotation, molecular function: alpha-1,2-mannosyltransferase activity.